AACUGAAGCUCAAGAGUAAGAUGCACAACUACCGCACUCAGCUGAGGUCACAUGGACUUUCGUCUGAGCUCAUGGUGAACACACUGAAGUCCAAGUCACGAGAAGAUGCUGAUCCCUUCCCAGCAAAGAAUGUCAAAAAGGCAAGAAGAGGUGAGACCAAUUACUAUCCUCAACCCAGCGGAGACAGUCCUGAAAACCUCGAGCAAGAAAGAGCAUCUCUUCUGACAGAAAUAAAGAUAAGAAAUAAUGAGAGAACCAUACGGGAGAAGAUGGCCAGGACUUUUCAGUUCAGGAGGCAAGAGAUUGUGGAUCAGAAGCCAACCAUCGAAAACCUCAUGGAAAGAUGGCCAGCUUUAUUUCAGAUGGGAGAGGUUGAUGCAGAGUUUCAGCGGGUUACUGCAGUUCCCCUCCUGACCAGAUUUAUGGCGCACCUGGACAAGCACUCCCCGCAGCUACUGAAGAUCUUCAGAAAGAAGGGAGGGACCACUAAAGCAAAAACUGCCGCGAUCCUGGAGUUUCUUGAUCAGGGUGCUGAUGCCGAUAUCAGAAGGGAGUGCAUCCUCAAAGCUCUCAUCAUCUACCUAGGAGAACAUGUGGAGGACCUAUUAAAGGAAUACAUGGUAUGUCCAGAUAUAUUCUGUCACCGAUUAUUCAACUUCAUUAAUCGUGGGAGACCACCUAUGCUGUUAUAUGUAGUUAUUCAUGAGGUGUGCCAGACUGCAGUUGUUCAGUUGCAUUUUUCAAAUAUUUUGCCUCAGGUGUCCCAGAAAGAUCAAGCCGUGCAGGAGCUGGAGAGGACCACCAUGGCAGUCUUCGUCUUCAGAGAGAAUUCAAGCCUUCUCCAACAGCCCCAAGACGUCGGGAUUAUCAUUGAUGGUGUGGAAGUCCUCAAUGAGUUGCCUUCUGUUGCAGCAGGAGUGGUAAUGCUCUUUGGACUUUGCUAUGCUCUUAACAUGGAAUAUCCACAGGGUUUCAGGUUCACCUUUGAGGCCCUUCAGAAGAUCCUGAUGGAGCUUGGUUCCAACAAGAUGACUUCCAAGAUUCGCAAACUCAGUGGUGAACUCAAAACUGCACAGUAGUGUAUGUGUGCUUAGUGUGUGCUUAGUAGUUGCCACUGGCUUUU
Molecule: messenger RNA, 1123 nt
Organism: Engraulis encrasicolus (European anchovy)
Lineage: Eukaryota; Metazoa; Chordata; Actinopteri; Clupeiformes; Engraulidae
Exons: 3
Coding region: 21-1079 (352 amino acids)
Source: RefSeq, a predicted model, not a curated record